CAUCAAAUGAAAAAAAUGAAGAUUCUAUAUCAACUUUAACCAUGGUUCCUACGUCGCAAGAACAAGACAAUUAUAUCGAAUGGGAAAACAAAAAACUUGAAUUGCGGCAAAAAAACUUGAAAAUUCUUAAGGAAGAACUUUUAUUGCAUGAAAAACUUAAUAGUUUAAAACAAUGA
Messenger RNA from Racocetra persica, 176 nucleotides. The record is from the annotation of a GenBank genome assembly. NCBI's taxonomy places the organism in Eukaryota, Fungi, Glomeromycota, Glomeromycetes, Diversisporales, Gigasporaceae.